This is a messenger RNA of Lottia gigantea (owl limpet), 2537 nucleotides long. RefSeq lists its product as hypothetical. The transcript has 4 exons. The record is from RefSeq and is a predicted model, not a curated record. Bases 202 to 723 code for a protein of 173 amino acids. NCBI's taxonomy places the organism in Eukaryota, Metazoa, Mollusca, Gastropoda, Lottiidae.
CAAAACAAAUUGGUAAAUUAUUGUUGAAAGUUGAAUGAUACGGUUAUAUUUUGUCUGUAUGUAUGUCAAUGAUUACCAUUACGAAGCUUAUUUUAAAUUCAAGUUCUCAGAGAAGAAAAUAAAUCCAUAGGUUCCCAUUGUCCAGUAAAAAAUGUAGUUUCAAGUGGAAAAUAUAGAAUGAGUUGAAAGAAUAUCAUCAUAAUGCCAAGGCUAAGACGAAGUGAACUAUCCGCUCUCGUCUUUAUAGUACCAGCCAAUAUAUUCUACUCUAUAGCAGCCUUGACACAUGCCUGGUUUGAAAUCCCUCCCCAUAGCUGUUAUGGUUUGUGGUGGGCGAAAUUUUGUGACGUUUUACGAUGUCAGCUUAUUCCAGCAUUUUAUACAGAAGAACCAUCAUGGUAUCAUUUAGUUCAAUCAGUAAGUAUGGUAGCCUGGAUCUGUAUAGUAUUAUCAUUAAUCUCACUAGUGACUGGUCGGCUCGAUAAAUAUCUACCAAUCAAAUCAUCUGUUAGUAACAGACAGACCAGAGUUGCUGCAUUAUGCUUAGUAUCAGUGUUUGCAAUAUCAACUAGCCUGAUUCUGUUUUAUAUGAAGCUUAAAGAAUCUAGUCCAGAAAUUGAACCAGAAAUCUCAUGGUCAUCAAUUUUAGCCGCUCUUUCCUGUUUGUGUCAACUUUGUGCUGGACUUAUUCUCUUAAAGGCCUGUGAACUCUCGGUAUUUUGAUAAAGGUCAGGAUUUCUGUGUUUAAUGUUUUUCAUCAAAGAUGGCUUCCAUUGUUUGUACUAACUGUGAACAGAAACAUGAAGUGAUCCCAAUAUCAAUUCAAAAUUGAUACAGGAUAUGUUUUGGAUAUAAGAUUUCAUCUGUGAUCAACACUGUUUGAUUUGUAAAUUAAGGAUUAAUAUAUGAUUUGUAUGAGUAAAGUAAGCUAACUCACUGACAAGCUAAACUUGCUCACAUUUUCACUAUGUACUACAAGAAAUUUUUGUAAGGCUUCUAAAGAAAAACUGAAUGAAUAUAAAGUCAGUCCAAAGUCCAAAAUUAUUUUUAACAUAAAAUCUUACUAUUGCAAUUUUUAUGCAAUUUUCUCGAAUUUUUUUCAUUUUCUUUUGACACGUAAUUUGUUUUUGUUGUCAAACUUUAACAACGGCAGUAUUUCGCAGUCUAUAUUAUAUUAUAAUUGAAACUAUGUUACUAAACUAAAUUACCAAAAAGCACUAAAAAAGAAAGGUAUGCCGGCAAAAUAACGUUUUUGAAUUGUCCCUUUAUGUAAAGUAAUAGCUGUUCUGGAAUGUAGUCCCAAGUUGUAAAUAAAGGAAUUACUAUAUUUGUAAAUAUCAAGAAAAAUUUUAUGUAUCUUAAGAUUGUUUUGUAAUUUGCCGCUUGUAAGCUUAUAUUGCAAAGUUAGAAGUUCACAAAAAUGUUCUUAAAGGUCAAUUCCCAGCUGAGUCGCAAAGUUCGCACAAAAAAAAUAUCGUGAAUAAAAUGUUUUUUUGACUGGAUAAUCCAGACUAAGAAAGUUGAAUUGUAAGAAAUUGUUUGAUAUUGUUUGAUCACAUUGUGUUUAACAUUUAAAUCAUUUAAAUUUGAAUAUUACAGACAUCAGAUCUAUCUGGGAUACAACCUUUAAAUAAAAAGGAUCUGUGAAUUCUCUGGUUUACCACAGGGUUUUGGAAAUCCAAUUAGGGUAAAAAAAAAAUGUGUAUUACACACACAAUUAUGUAGUAUAUCACAAAACUCCUUGAAAGGAAAAAUUCAUUAAAGGGUAAAGAUAUUUUAUUAAAAUAUCUAUUUUUCAUUUUUAACAUAUUACCAAUCAACAUAAGGUGGCAGAUUUCUUUUUGAUUUUAAGAGCAUGGAUUUACAGGAGUUCGAUAAUGAACUUAAAAUAUUCAAAUAUAUACUAAGAAAAUACUGCUGAACUUUUUUUGAAGGAUUUCUUAAAAAAAAGAUUUACACACCCUUUUUAGAGUUGUCAUUUGUCUGGAGUAAGGGAAAGUCCAAAAUAACACAACAAAUUGGAAAACAAUACUGCUUCUCUUGAUAAGAUAAAAUUAUUGGUUCUUGCAGGUUAUUUUGUAAGCUGUUGACUGAUUACAUAGACACCUCAGACAUAAAAUACUAUAGCACUUGCUCUAACAAAAUAAUAUCAACUUGCACAUCCACAUUAAAAACUUACUGUCUGUCAUCACUUCUACAUUUACUACAGUUUGUAACAAAACAUAAACACUAAUAACCACUAGAUAAAAGUCAGCCUUCCACAAAAACGUGGCAAAUAAAUACUAAAAUCAUCAUUUCUAGUAUUCUCAUAAAAACAUUAAAAUUCAAUGAACGGCAAUAGAUUUUGCUUGGCAUCUGCUAAGAUUUGAAGCAGCAGUCAGGCUCUGAAAUGAUGCCCAAUGUAAAGAAACAUAUAACAUUAACAAGGAGUUAAUGCGCAUCAAAAUAGUGCCCAGAUAUCUCGAAGCAAAAACAAAUUUCUGAAUCCUCAGUCAAUGCUUUGUAAAAUCUGCUCUAGAUCAGCUCACUACUCCCUC